This is a messenger RNA of Danaus plexippus (monarch butterfly), 865 nucleotides long. RefSeq lists its product as uncharacterized. The record is from RefSeq and is a predicted model, not a curated record. Lineage: Eukaryota; Metazoa; Arthropoda; Insecta; Lepidoptera; Nymphalidae. The transcript has 4 exons. The coding region runs from base 89 to 559 and encodes 156 amino acids.
GUUGCAAGGCUUGUCCCAGCAGUGUAAGUGAAGUGUUGGAACAAAACACAUCUAAAUAAAUUAUAUCUGGAAAUUCGCGUACAACACGAUGAUUGCUUUAAAGAAUACCUUCAUAUGUUUCCUCCUCAUAUCUGUUCUUGUAAAUGGAAAACACAAGAAACCAAAGCCAAAAAAAUUCGCGUCUCCCUCCGCUAAGGGUAUUCAGUGCUACAAUUGUUUGUCAUUCGAUCACCCUGGCUGUUGGGAUCCCGAUCAUCCAGACUACGCUAAUAUAACGGUACCUAACAUUGACUGCUACAUCCCCGGAAUGGAGUUUCUGUGUAUAGUUAUUACGUCAGAAUCAGCUAAACUAGUUGAAACUGGCCAGGAAAUUGGUCCGGUAAGAGCUCGCACUUGUGUACCCGCUAAGGACUUUUCAAAGAAAACCGUAUCCUACUCUAUGUGCAGUAAGCUAAGUAAAGAAUUGUCUGCCUCUGAAAUAUUUUCACGUAUAGGAGUAAGUAGACCCCAGUGCACAUUAUGUAGAAAGCACCUGUGCAGCGACGCCUCCCAUUGUUAAAAUAUAAGAAAUGAAAAUACCCAUGUUGGAUUUAUAAAUAAUGUUGUAAUUUAAGCCUUACUUUUAUCCCGCCAGCCGAAUUGUUAUCACUUGUUUGGUUUUCACGCCGUUGUUAUUGCUCUCGUUUACAUAAUCUGUUUAAUAAACUAUAGAAGCAAUUUUCACACGAAAUGCAAAAAGGUUAAGUUUUUGUUUGGAAUAUUGUCGGGCUAAACGUUCGUCAAUCGAACGCGAACACUCGACGGAAACACAUUUCUCUUUUGUUUUUAUAUUUCAUUUAUUAUUUAAUAAACUUGAAACAUUUAA